UUUCGAACUUUCGGUUUCAUUAUCAGAAAAAAAAAUUGGGGAAAGGCAUGGGGUUGCGUGAUGUAUGAUGCUUUUUAUCAAAAGAGCGUAAGAAGCACUUGUUUAAUAUCAAACGCUAAUAUAUUCCCUAUUCAGAGACAUUAACAUCAUACAGAAAUGCAUUAAAGUACCAUGUCAGGAAAAUUAGAUAAAACAUAUUCAAUGGAUGAAUCACAGAGGGGACAGGGGGACAGGAAGGACCACAGGAGUCUGGGAAAUGGCAAACAUGCAAGGUCCCAGUCACCACUGAAAUUUUUUGCUGAGGCCAAGAAAAGCAUCAAUGAUGUGUUCCAAGACAUUGCAGAUUAUGUCAGGGAAUCACAAGUGUUUCUUAAAGAGUUGCCUGAGAAAUGCCAAUGUGAAAGUGCAAAACAAGUUAAUGAGUUUGGAAACAUGAUUAACGGAAUAAUUGAAGUACUUACCAGGAACCACAUGAAAGUGGUGUUUUUUGGAAGAACCUCCAAUGGAAAGAGUACGACAAUCAAUGCUAUGUUGAGAAACAAGAUAAUGCCGAGUGGGAUCGGGCAUACGACUCACUGUUUUAUCCAGGUGGAGGGCUGCGAGUCGUCAGAGGGAUUCCUGUUAACGGAGGACUCCGACCAACAAAAGAGCAUCCAUGAUAUAAAACAGUUGGCCUCAGCUUUGAGUAAAGUUAAGCUGAAAGAAAACUCUUUAAUCAGAAUCUUGUGGCCAAAGGACAAGUGUAAAUUUCUAAGAGAAGACGUUGUCUUUUUAGACAGCCCAGGAAUUGAUGUGACACCUGAUUUAGAUGAUUGGAUUGAUAACCAUUGUUUAGAUGCUGAUGUGUUUGUCUUAGUGGCCAAUGCUGAAUCAACACUAAUGCAAACAGAAAAGAAUUUUUUCCAUAAAGUGAGUUCAAGGUUGUCCAAACCCAACAUAUUUAUUCUACAGAACAGAUGGGACAUUUCUGUUGGAGAAGACGAUCCAGAGGAGAUUGAACAGGUCAAAGAGCAACAUUAUCAGAGAAAUGUGGAGUUUCUGGCCGAUCAGCUGAAGGUGGUCGACAGACAGGAAGCCAAGAAUAGAAUAUUUUUUGUCUCAGCAAAAGAGACGCUGAUUUCUCGUCUACACGAAGACAACAAGACUCCUACACCACAUGGAGUACUUCAAAGAAAUUAUCAAGAAAGAGCAUUUGCAUUUGCAAAUUUUGAGACUGCAUUUGAGAUCUGUAUAUCCAAGUCAGCUGUUAAGACAAAGUUUGAGCAACACUCUCAAAGAGGUAAAAACAUAACAUCUAGUCUUAAAAGCAUCAUGGAGGAAACCUACCAAAGGAGUCAACAGCAAGGGGAUAAAUUACAAGAGGUUAAGGGAGAGAGAUCAAGUGAGCUGGAUUUUCUGGAGAAACAGACACUGAUACUGACAUCUGAGAUGAAGGAUAAAAUCAAAGCAAUAGUGGAAGAAGUAGAGAGAAAGGUUUCUUAUGCCAUGAACAUGGAAAUCAACCGCCUCUCUGUUUUAGUGGAGGAAUUUGACAGACCAUUCCAUCCAGACGAAAUGGUUCUAAGAGUUUAUAAAAAGGAGUUACAUGCCUUUGUAGAGGACACAAUAGGUAAAAACUUACAGAAUCGGUGCUCAUAUUUGCUGCAAUCCACGGUAGAGAAAACCCAGCGCCAGAUGGCAGAUCGCCUCUCAGCCUUACUACCUGAUGAGAACAGACAGAACCUCGACAAUGUUCUGCCAAAGAACCAGUUUGAGAUUGCCUAUCGCCUGGACUGCAGAAACCUCUGUGCCGAUUUCCAGGAGGACAUCCAGUUCCGAUUUUCCUUUGGAAUCACAGCCAUGAUGGAGAGAUUCCUGGGUCCCAAGGGAAUGAGAACAGUCUUGACUGGACAGGGCAAUACUGUCCCCAGACCAAUUCCUGGACAGUCACAGAAUAACCAGCUGCUAGUGGGUGUAAUUACCACAGUCGCCUCCGUUUCGUCAAGAACAACAAUGGGUGCUCUUAUAAUAGGAGGAGUGGUUGCCAAGGUAGCGGGCUGGCGUAUUAUUGCUGUGGUGGGGGCCCUGUAUGGAGUUCUCUACCUUUACGAGAGAAUGACCUGGACCAACAAAGCCAAGGAGAGGGCCUUCAAAAAGCAGUACGUGGAUUACGUGGCCAGUAAACUGAAGCUGAUAGUAGAUCUCACCAGUGCCAACUGUAGCCACCAAGUACAACAAGAACUGACCAGCACCUUUGCCAGACUUUGUAACCAAGUGGAUAUUUCCAAACAAGGCUUAGAGGAGGAAAUUAACGACCUGGACAGGGAGAUUUCACGUCUACGGGAUAUCAGUUCUAAAGGCAAAACACUCAGAAAUAAAGCAGACUACUUGGAUAAGAACUUGGACAGUUUUAUUCAGAGAUAUCUGGGACCUAUUGAAUGAAAGACAAAGUUAGAUAUGCCAUUCCAUGGACAAAUUGCAGCAAUAAUCACAACUACAGACAGAAAUUCAGAGCCAGGAAUAAAAUCGCUUGUUAUUGGUCAUUUUCAGAACAGUGAAAGAUAUGUCAUCCUAAUCUUUAUAAAUUAAAUUCUGGUGUUGAUUAUGUGUAAAGUAUGUGUCAUGAAUUUUCUCAAUCUGAUAAGAAAAAUUACAUGUGUAUGUGAACAUAUUAAAUUCUUACAAUUGUUUUGUAAUAAGAAAAGGGAAAUGUUUAGCAAAUACAUUUAGAGCAACAAGUAUUCUGUAUUUUUUAUUUACUGGGAAAGUUUUUAUUUAUGUAUUCUGUAAAAUUUUCGGUAGUUCAUCACUUACUUUCAGAUCAACGUUUUUCCAAUAUCAAUUUUAUUUCAAUUUCACUGUUAACUGAAUAAUUUUCAGAUCAACCAAUCUGACCAAAGCCAGAC
This is a messenger RNA of Saccostrea cuccullata (small rock oyster), 2885 nucleotides long. RefSeq names its product mitofusin-2-like. The record is from RefSeq and is a predicted model, not a curated record. Bases 172 to 2421 code for a protein of 749 amino acids. Gene Ontology annotation, molecular function: GTPase activity; GTP binding. Lineage: Eukaryota; Metazoa; Mollusca; Bivalvia; Ostreida; Ostreidae. Gene Ontology annotation, biological process: mitochondrial fusion; mitochondrion localization. Gene Ontology annotation, cellular component: mitochondrial outer membrane. The transcript has 19 exons.